Messenger RNA from Parasteatoda tepidariorum (common house spider), 8836 nucleotides. RefSeq names its product delta-latroinsectotoxin-Lt1a-like. Gene Ontology annotation, molecular function: protein binding. The record is from RefSeq and is a predicted model, not a curated record. Gene Ontology annotation, cellular component: cytoplasm. Lineage: Eukaryota; Metazoa; Arthropoda; Arachnida; Araneae; Theridiidae.
UAUAAGUAUAUGGACUAAAAUAAGAUUCAGUCAGUUACUUAUAAAUCCUCUAUUUCUUUCCUGCAUAAGGUAAGUAUCUAUUAGUAUCUAAACAGUCAAGUAAGGAUACAGUUUUUCAUAAUUAUCAACCAUGGUUUUGGGUUCUGAUGAAAAUUAUUCAGAGACGGGUAAAGCGUUGAUGCGUUUGACGAGGGAGAUGACCCUAGAAGAGCAAGGAGCGAAUUGCAAAAAAAUUGAAAAAGGUCAGAAUUAUAUGGACGCGACAGUUGCUAUAGCAGGCGUUGCAUUAGGAGUGGCUGCCUUGUUUACCAUGCCAUUGCUAAUCGUGGUCUCCUCCUCGCUUUUAGUUAAUGUAUUGAUUGCCAAGGCUUUAACAGCAGACGAGAACAUUGAGAGAGAAUGUGCUGAUCUCCCUUUUAAAGAGUUGGACGAAAAAAUGAAAGCUAGACAAGAAGAACAAGAUAGAAAAAUUGCAGAACAAACUGAAAUUUUGAAAGAAGUAAGUGAAAAAGUAGGCCAAACUCUAGACAAAAUCGAAGAUGUUAGAAAGGAAAUGGGCGAUAGCUUCCAGAGGGUAUUAAAUAAAAUAGGGGAUGUAGAUGCCAGUAAUCCAGUCUCCGAAAUAAAAACUGCGAUCGAAUCCAUUUCAUUUGGGGAAGAGAACAAAAGAUUAGCGACUCCUGAGCGUUAUGUUUAUAUCAUUCAGCAAGAAGUGGCAAAAAAUUCGGAUUCAUCUCUUUACAAUUACAUUGGACUUCAAGGUAGUCUGUAUAAGGCCAUUUUUGCAGUGAUUAACAAGAAGAAUACCAUUAAAUCGAACAUUGCCCUUCCGGGACUCAACAUUGGAGUUACAACCUACGCAUCGACCGUCAUUACUCUAAUUCAGCAGCUACGUUACAUGUCUGAAUAUGUUUACCAAAAGGGUGAUUUGAAAAAGUUCAACAACUAUUUCAAUCGUCUUAUUUUUGAUUUUAACUAUUUCAAACUAAUAGUUAAUGGUUCCUCUAAAAAGCAAGGUAUAAUCGACCAAGUUACUCAGAUGUUGAACGAAGCAAAAAAAAGCAAAAGCAAGCAAGAUCUUGGCGAAGAAUUGUUUGAAAAUAUUGGAACAUACAUCACCCAACUUAAUCAAUUAAAGCAAAAGAUUGCAGCACUUUCAUUAGAUGUACUCGAAACCACUCCAGAUAAAAACAUGGAUAUUGAUUUCAACUCCAGAACUGGGAAUCAACGCAGUAGUAGUAAUUUCUUGGACUGGAAAAAAGGCACCCAGGUGAGUUACGCAGUGCAGUUCGAAAAAGAUGGUAAGUAUUCUAAAGUUAGUGACUGGACUUCACCACAGGAAAUAGUGGAUAUCGCCAAUCCUGAUAUUGUAUUCCGGAAAUCGAGCAAUAUGAAUAGAUUAGUCUUCCGAAAAUUUGGUAAUGGUGAUGCAGAAUUGGCAUACAUCCUCCCUGGCUCAGAAGUAAGUUUUAGAGACGUCCACAGGGAUUUGUAUAAUUUAGCUUUUAAAAACUCCCUCAGCGAGUCGCAGGUUUCAAGUAACAUGGAUAGACUCAUUAGAUUGGGAGCGAAUGUUAAGGCAGUGUUUGAGGGUAAACGAACCGUUAUUCAUGCGGCAGCUAUUGCUGGACGAUCUGUUAUGUUAGGUAAGAUAUUAGAGAAAGACCGUUCUCUCAUUAAUAAACCAGAUAAAUUAGGCUUCACCCCUCUUCACCUAGCUGCUGAAAAUAAAAGGACCGCUUUUGCACGAUGGCUAAUUAAUCGUGGAGCAAACGUUAACUUACAAGGACAGGAAUAUAAAGUGACUCCACUGCAUUUGGCUGUGCGUUACCAUGCCGAAGAAAUUGUAGAAGCCCUGUUGGAUAAAUCAAAUAUUAACCCGAAUUUAAAAGAUGUAGCUGGUCUUACUCCUUUGCACUAUGCUGUAACUGAUGAAAAUUUGAAUAAAGAGAUUUUCACUUCAUUAAAAUUAAGUCGGAAAACUGAUUUUAAUGUAAAGGAUAACAAUGGAUUACCAGUCCUGCAUUAUGCAACCAUACUCAAUAGAUGGGAAGAGGUCACAGAUUUAAUUUUUACAGCAGAAAGAUGUGAUUAUUAUGCAAAGGAUAACCAACAAAUGUUAGCUGUUCAUUAUGAUGCAAUGAAAGGAAAUAAGGUUGACAUAUUAAUAUCUGCCAUGAUGGGGGAUGAAAAAGCAUCUAAGCUUAAUGAUGCAGCAGGCGAGAAACAUUGGACUCCUUUGCAUUACGCCGUAUAUUUUAAGCAUACUGAUUGGGUGGAGUAUCUGUUUCGGCAGCAUGAAAGAGUGGUAUCAAAGGUCAAUGUAGAUGCUAAAGAUGUUGAUGAUCAGACUCCUUUGCACUUAGCUGCUGCGGCUGGAUUGAAAGAUAUUGUUAAAACUCUUCUGGAUAAUGGAGCAAAAGUUUAUGAAAAGACGAAGAAACAAAAUACACCUCUUGAUCUCGCAGUCAUGCAUAAUAGAAAAGAAGUUAUUGAUGAUUUGCUGACAUUUGAAAAAAAUCAAAAGUUAAAAAAUGGAAAGUCUGCUAAAGAAAAUGAUACUAAGGCGUGUCAACUAGCAAAGGGGGAGAUGUUAAAUCUACUAAAGAAGAAGAAUCGCUGUGGCAAUUUCCGCCGCUCGGUUGAAUCGAAUUCUAAAACCUCUGCUUGGGGAUUCACUCUUACUGGCAUGUUUGAAAACAAUAAUUUAAGACCUUUGUUAACUUCGAAUAAAUCAAGAGAGAAUUUGGAAUUCAAAAAUAUUAAACCUCUGACACAAGUAGAUGUAAAUGGUGCCUUGCUUUUACUGGAUCUUUUCGUACGGAAAGUGACGAACGAAAAAUACAAUUCUGCAGUGAUUGGUUCUGAAUCUUUGUUAGAUGCACGAGCUCGAGCUUUAAAUAUCACGGAGAAUUUGCAAAAAAUUGUGGAAAUGGCAGGAAAUGAUGGGGAUCUUUUUGACAUUCAUUCAAAGAUAUACAAGGCUAUUAUGAGCGGAAAUGAUUACAAACUUGUAAAAGAAGUAUGCACUUAUUUAAAAGAGUAUUCCACUUUGGAACCACAUAAAGUUGAAAACUUUAUUUCUGCAAUGGUUGAAAAUAAAUCAGUCGGAAUUACUAAGAAAGCAAUUCAAGGUAACUUGGAAAACUUAGUCGCUCAGGCCUGCUAUCGAAAUCACUUUUAAAUAUUUUCGCAAUUUAAGGCAGAGCAAUUAAAACUGGUUAGUAAAGUAAAUAGCCGCCAACAGAAAAUUAACGCAAUAUAAAUUUGAUUUGAAACAUUGCGCUCUCUUUAAUUCGUUAUCGGUUUAUACUCUUCUUAAUUGUAACAAAAUUUGGUAAUAUGUAUAUUUUAUUAUCAUACUCGUAUAAAAACACGAUAAAGAGAAGGAUCAUUAGAAAUAUGAAUCUUUCAAUUUUGUACAUUUUGCUUGAAUCAAGACUUUUAAAAUCUUGAGCAAAAGCUAAAAUAAGAAAAUAGCCAGAUGAUUUACAUAUCGAUACACUAUUAUUGUUUUCAUUUGAAAUAUUUAUUCAAUCUCCAUUUUGUAGUAGACUUAAGAACAAGAAGGAAAAUUUACACAAUUCUUUUUUUAAAAUUUUGUUCAAAUCAAACUUAAUGCGGAACAUUAAAUUUUUACACAAAUUAACGCUUAAAUUUUACAGCAUCCUUUUAAUUGCGAAUAAUAAGGGAGUGUAAAUAAAAUUUUUAAGCCUUUUAUGGACUUUAUUUUUAAUUUUUUUCACUACGAUGAGUACAAAAUUUAAAGUAGUACGGUUCAAAGUAAGGAAUUCUUUACUCAGAAUAAAAGUAAGACGUGAUUGAUUCGCGUCAGUGUAUAUUCUAUAAAAAUAUAUUCAUAAAUUAUUUUUAAAAUAUUUCGAAACUAUUGAAUUGGGCACUUUUAAAUGUAUUACUUCAUAUACAUAAUUACAAAAAAGCCGAAAUAUUAUGCAUCAUUUAUACGUUUGGCUACAACAAAAUUUAGUUUCAGUUUUCGUUUCUUAAAUCGAUUAACUUAAUUUUAUAAAAUAAAUAUUAUAUUUUCUUUCCUUUAACACAUGGUAUCUUUUUUUAAAUAAUUUUUCUCCUUAGUUUUUUAAAACGUGAUCUAUGUGGAUGAUUUUCAAAACAGGAAAACUUUUUUCUCAAAAUUCGUAGCUGUAAUAAUUCGAAGCGCUUAUAGUUAUGAGUAACCUUUUCGCGGGUCAUUGUCAGUUGUUAAUGGGAUUAAAAAAUUAUUUAGAAUUACUGGCCUUCCAAACAAAUGAUUCUUUAUUAAGAAAAUAUAAGUUACAGACAUCUUAUCUGUUUUUGAAACAUUUUCUAGACAAAGGAGGACAUUAUAAGUUGGAAAAAAAACAGUCGGGAUGUUUAAUACCAUAAAAAAAAAUAUUAAUUAAUCUGCGAAAUUUUCAAAAGAGACUGUUUUAAAUAGAAAAAAGAUUAAUUGCAAAUGCAUGAUUUGAUUUUAAAAGCGAAGAAAUAUUCUCUGAUUAACUGAAAAUAGUACAGUUAAAGAGUAUGUUCAGUAGAAGUUUGAAAAUACUCUAAUUCAUAGGCUUCAAAAGCAAAUCUUUGUUGAAUGUAAAGUUAUCUAAAAUAAUUGUUUAGUCAGCCAGUAUUUGAAAGAAACAGAAUUUAAGGUUAUCAAAAUGUCCGUACUGACUUUCGUUUCAGUUUUUCAUGAUCAUUUUAAAAAUCAGAAACAUAUUUUAUUGGAAUUUAAUGUUGAAUUUAUAUCAUAAACAGAUAUAAGAUAACCUGAAUUUUUUUAAAAACAAAACAGUGCAUGGAAAAAUUGAAAACAUUCGAGCAUUUGGCGAAAUCUUUUCUUCUACAUAAUUUGUUUUAAAGAAAUAAUGCCAUUGAAAAAUAAUUUUUGUUUAAAAAAUCAGUAAUAGUUCUAACUGAAAAGCUGGAAGUAAGUCAAUUUUCCCCUCUGCAAAUUCUUUUGAAGCAAAUGAAGUUUUUCUAAAUAUUAGCUUUUCAGGGGUCACUUCCUGCCAGGGAAUCUCUUUAUAGGCAUUAUUAAAAAACAACAUUUUAAGUAAUUUCCUAACUUAAUGAUCUUAGGAAGAAAAAAAUAUUGAAGUAUCACAGUUACACCUGAUAAAGAGUUUAAGAAAUAUUCAAGCAAAAGCUCUCAUUAAAUUAAUUUCAGUAACAUUAAUACAAAAAUUUAGGUUGAUUGAUGUAAAAGAAACAUCACUUACUAGGCGUUAUCAUUUACUAGGUGUUGUUUUCGUUUUCGUUCAAAUUUGGAGUUUUAAGCAAAAAGAGAAGAAAAAAACAAGUAUCAGUAUUAACGAGUUGAACAAAGAGUUUUUAAGAAUCAUAACAAUACUUAGUAUUGAGCAUGAGUAAAAAUAUAGAAAAUUUAUGAUUGUUAGUAUCUGUACUUCAUUAUGAAGUGAAAAUUGAAACCUGAUUUCGGGUUGAAGACAAGAAGUGACCUCUUCAAAAGAAUUUGCAUCAAAUUUAUAAAGAAAACAAUUCAUGCCUGUAGAAUAAUGCAUAUUUCGGAAUAUAAUGCAUAUUUGUAUAAUGCAUAUUUCGGAAUAUAAUGCAUAUUUGUAUAAUGGAAAUUGCUAUGGAAAAGCAGUACCUAAAAAAUUACAGUGCCGUGUUAGUCAUGAAAUUCCAUAAUGCAUAUUUCAGACUUUAUACAUUGUGAUGAUAGAAAAGUAUACAAACAUUAAUAGUUAGUGCUUAUUUCUUAAAGAAAAUUUGUUCAUAAAAUAAUAUUAUGCUGAAACUUACUUGUAUGAUAUAAGUUGGAAACCUGAAAAUAAGUUCUAUUAUGAAUAAUUGGCUUUAAUUGCUUUCAUGUAUAAAAUUAAUGUAUUUUUCAUGUACAUGGUUUUUUUACUCUUGAAUAUGUUUAUGAAAUUAUAUAAAAGUAUAAAAACUCGGAAGAUAAAUUCAUGAUAAUUUUUUCGUUUGCUCCAGUUUAAUGUUGAAAAAAUGUCAAGUGAAAGCAUUUGUAUAAAUACUUUCUUAAUCUUAUGUAUAUUCUCAAUCUUCUGAUUUCUUAAUCUUUUGACUUUAAAAUUAUUUUCUCAUACUUUAAGAGAUUAAUGGUAAUAUUUUUUUCCGGAUCUAAGUUAGUUAGCAUAUAUUUAUGUAUAAUGCUAUAUUCUUGUUUACUAUUAUGUACUGCUUAUUCUGGUUACUAUUAUAUUUAUUAUAUUAAAAUACGCAGUGAGGAAUAAAGAAAUAAAUCUAAUUGGAAUAUUCUAAUAAAAUAAUGAGUUUAAAUGUUAUACUACAUAGAAGAACUAUAAACAUAACUAGUUCUUUUCUACUAGUAGGCAAUAAGACUCUAUUCCAUUCAUCAAAAUAUACAAACUAUGUAUUUGAUGAUUAAAAUAGAUUUUCCGUACUUAUACCUUUUUAAAGAUUCUAAAUGGAAAACCUUAUAAACAAAUGAAUGAUUGAAUUUUCGAUAUAACAUAAUGACUUUAAAAAUAAUAAUAAUAAAAGCAAUCGAGCUCACUCAUGUUCUAUUUUCAAGACUGUACAAAAGGAGGGAAAGUAAACCACUCUUUUCAGUACCUAUCAAGCAGAUUUCUUGUUAAAUUUUAACAGCUCAUUGGACAGGAGUUGCACCUUUCUUGAUAGAUCAUCUCGAAGUCCAUCAUAUUUUCUGUUCAUAAAAGAGCAGAUGUGUGAUCUAGAAUUGCCUUAAAGACAAUCUUGCAAUAUUCACAAUGUUGCGAGAGCAGAGCAAUGAUACAAAAUAGCAUGGAUGACCUUAAAGACCAUUUCGACAUAUUUCAUAUGUUUUCAUCUUGCAAAGAACAGAUGACUAAUGACCUUGAUGAUCUUAAACAAUAUCUUGAAAUCUUUCAUACAUUCUGAUAUCAAAAGAGAAGAUCAGUGAUACAACAUGGUAUUGAUCACCUGAAAGACUAUCUUAAAAUCUUCCAUACAUUUUGAUAUUAAAAGAGAAGAUCCGUGAUACAACAUGGCAUUGAUCACUUUAAAGACUAUCUUGAAAACUUCCAUACAUUUUGAUAUUGAAAGAGAAGAUCCGUGAUACAACAUGACAUUGAUCACCUGAAAGACUAUAUUGAAAUCUUCCAUACAUUCUGAUAUCUAAAGAGAAGAUCAGUGAUACAUCAUGGAAUUGAUCACCUUAAAGACUAUCUUAAAAUCUUCCAUACAUUUUGAUAUUAAAAGAGAAGAUCCGUGAUACAACAUGGCAUUGAUCACCUUAAAGACUAUCUUGAAAGCUUCCAUACAUUCCGAUAUCAAAAGAGAAGAUCAGUGAUACAACGUGGCAUUGAUCACCUGAAAGACUAUAUUGAAAUCUUCCCUACAUUCUGAUAUCAAAAGAGAAGAUCAGUGAUACACCAUGGAAUUGAUCACCUUAAAAUCCGUCUUCAAAUCUCCGAUGCUUUCUGAUUUCAUAAGAGCAAAUAAGUGGUAGAAUUGAAUUCAAUAGAAUGAAAUUUUUUUUAUUUAUAUAUUUCUGUUGAUGACAGAAAGUUUCAUUGAUUCAAUGCUUAAAGUUGGUUAAUUUAUAUUUUGAUUAUUUCUGAAAUCCAAUCAUAAUUUCCAGUAUGCUGUGAUUUUUUUUAAAAAAAAAGACAGCUAUUCAGCAUAUAGUUAGUUGUGAUUUUGUAAAAUAUUUUUAAAAAAUGAAUGUUAAAAAAUAAAGUUUUCCUGUAAAAUUUUCUUUAUUCGAAAGAUUUGGUGGGAAAGAAAAAAUUCUUCUGAACUUACAAGAUUUCAAAAAUAAGAAUACGAAAACCUGUGUUUAAGCAUGAUACCUACUAUCAUGCAAUUAUAAGUCUCUAUAAAUUUAUUUGUUUGUUCAAAGGGAUUUAUAAAGUUCGAUCUUGAAAUUAAAUACAAAAUAUUCACGUAAAAACGAAGAAAUACUGAAAUAUUAGAGUGAGAAAAUGUGAAAUUGUGUUAUACUCAACUUCUUCGAGAACAACAGCUAUAGUUAUUGAACAUAAACUUUUUUCAUCAAGGAAAAUGAGUUUUAAAAACAGCGUUUUUAACUUUUUAUUCAAUUGGACGACGAGUUCCUCAAAUGUUACUUAACAUGUUAUUCCACUAAGUUCUUCAGUUAUCAUUUUAUUAUGAAACAUGUAUAAUUUAUUAUUUAACAAAAUGAUGCAUGUAUAACAGAAUGCAUAAUAUAGCAGAGUGUAUAAUGAAACUGGAUGUAUAAUCUCUCAGAAUCAUGUAUGUAUAAUAUAACAGAAAGUAUAAUGGAACUGGAUAUAUAAUCUCACAGAAUCAUAUAUGUAUAAUAUAACAGUAUGUAUAAUCAAACAUAUUGUAUAGUAAAUAUAACAGAAUGCACAACGAUGCAGAAUAAUGAAUUUUCCUUUUGAAGAAUUUGUUAAACCUUUUAAUUAUUGGUAUUAUACGUGCUUGGAACAUUUUUAAUUAUUUUAAUUUCCCUCAGAAAUAAUAUUUUUAAAUCUACUUGACCAAAUUUAUUACCUUUUAAUAUUCCAGCAUGGUAAAAUUAAAUAAAAAUUAAUUGUAUCGUUUGUUUUAAAAAGAUUUUCUGAUUUAAAAAAAGGAUUGUAAUAUGUGAUUAUACACGGUUUUGGUCCUCAAAUCAGAUAGUUUUUACUGUAUGAAUCAAUAAUAAUUUUGUAAUUCUUUAUAGAUAUUAUAGGAAUACUAAUAUUUCAAAAUUUAGUUUUAUUGCCUGCCUUAAAAUAGGAAAAAUAUUUUCAUUCUCUAACUGAUUUUAUUUAAAAUUAAUUAAUGUUGUGUCUAUAUUGCAAAUUAUUGACUUGAUUUCAUAAUUAAGUGUUGUAAAUUGCUGAUACUAAAUAGUCCAAUAAAAUUUUUGAGCAGAAAA